Messenger RNA from Westerdykella ornata, 1526 nucleotides. RefSeq lists its product as uncharacterized. Bases 205 to 1395 code for a protein of 396 amino acids. The transcript has a single exon. NCBI's taxonomy places the organism in Eukaryota, Fungi, Ascomycota, Dothideomycetes, Pleosporales, Sporormiaceae. Gene Ontology annotation, molecular function: hydrolase activity, hydrolyzing O-glycosyl compounds. Gene Ontology annotation, biological process: glucan catabolic process. The record is from RefSeq and is a predicted model, not a curated record.
CUCCAUUACAGCCCAGGCGGUACCUUUUUAAACACCUCCAUUCUCUGACCAGGGUUUUCAGUCCAAAUCUUCCAAAUCUUUCUCUUUCUUCUUCCUUGAUCAUUCUACCUCCGGCCAGGCGCCAACUCCACACUCCCUAACCAAGCCAUCCCAUCUCUUCAAAAUCCCUCUACUUUCUCAACCAACCUUCAACCAAGAAACAAAAUGGCCGGCCCACCCACUCUCCUCACAUUCCUCCUCACCCUGUCAACCGCCCCCUUGACCUCGGCAGCAAACUCGACCUACACCCUCAAAACCGACCUCUCGCACAAAAACUUCUUCCCCAACUUCGCCCUCUACAGCUCCGCCGACCCCAGCAAGGGCUUCGUCUCCUACCAGAACCUCUCCUCGGCAAUCCAUUCCCAGCUGAUCGGCUACCUCGAGCCCUCCUCCUCCGUCUUCCUAGGCGUCGACUCCACCUCCAAACCAGCCACCACCGGACGCGCCUCCGUGCGCGCAGAAAGCACCGUCAAUUUCAACCCGCCUCCUGGCAAAAACGAUGCCGGGUUGCUGGUAGCCGAUAUCAAGCACAUGCCCGCCAGCGAGUGCGGGACGUGGCCUGCGUUCUGGCUGCUAGGUAGAGAGCAGUGGCCUGUGGGCGGGGAAAUCGAUAUCCUGGAGGGUGUCAACGAUGAUGUUAGGAAUAGCGUUACGUUGCAUACGAGUAAGGGGUGCGUGGUCGAUAAUUCGACUACUGCUGCUAUGGGCGAUGGGUCUGGGGAGGGAAACGAAAUGAUGUCGUCGUUCUCGGGCACUAUGGUGACGGAUGACUGCGACGUCGCGGCGCCGGACCAGUCCAAGAAUAAGGGAUGCAGUAUCCUGGCGCCGGAAUCGUAUACGCUGUCUUCUACGGCGGGUGGUGGUCAGUCGGAGUUGAAUUCUCAACCACUGCCUUCCUACGGCACGCCGUUCAACGCUGCCGGGGGUGGAGUUUAUAUCCUCGAAUGGACGCACACUUCCAUAACCGCCUGGUUUCUGCCUCGCGACCUGCUCUCGUCGACUUCGUCUCUGGCUAGACAGUUCAACGGCAGCGGUACCCCUGACCCAAAAACUUUCCCCAUCUCCCCAAUCGCGCGCUUCUCCGGCUCCGGGUGCGACUUUACCGCCCGCUUCAAGGACCUGCGUAUCAUCUUCAACACGGCCUUUUGCGGCGAGUGGGCAGGGCAGGAGGACGUGUGGGGAAGCAGUUGUAAGGAGAAGACGGGGUUUGAGACAUGUGAGGAAUAUGUGCGAGAGAAGCCGGAAGUCUUCGAGGAGGCGUAUUGGGAGAUUGCUGGGCUGCGAUGGUAUGAGAAGGAGGGAGGGGCGGAGAAGCGCUGGAGUGGAAGGCGUCAUGGAAGGGAGUUCAAGCUGUGAGGAGGUGAAUGUACCAGCCCGCCUGGUUGGGUUUGCUCCCCUUUGUCCAUAUGCUUGGAUAAACGGAGGGUUUGUUUGGGCAUUCGUUGCGUAGCGUUGCAUUGCAUAACGCCACAUACAUGUAUGCAUUC